AUGUGAUGUGUGGUCGUCUUUGGAUAUCCUGUUUGUUUCUCCUGUCAUUUUGGCCCAAGGGACAAGAAAGUCUGUUUGGCGAGCAGGCGAUGAUCAGGCUCCUGUCGCACAAACCGACACUUGAGGUCACGUUGAUUUUAGUGCUCCAGCGUCGGAGCGUGACUUCGCGAUCGCACUAGCCUACUUUGGCACAUUCGCGCCUGCCUUAGACGCUGAACACACCAGCCCGAAAACACGACCUUGAUCACGGCCGUUCAGGCCGAAUUCCGGGCAAGACACUCACAGUGACCAUCAUGGACGCUCCGCCAGGACCUAAACUGCUACAGCAGGCAGAGAAGAUUCUGCUUCACCCCAUCCACCCGCAGUUGAUUUCCUACUGCCCUUCUAUGGAUCUCAUCGCACUCGUGACCGACGAAGAAAAUUUGGAUGUGUAUCGCAUCAAUGGGCAGAGAGCUUUUGGACUCAAGCGCAAGAGCGAGUACGUUGUGGUUGAGGCGCUGAAAUGGCAAUGGAACGGCGCGGGGUUGGCGGUUGCGUGGAGCGACGGGUGCGUAGACGUGCUGGGCGUGGAAACGGGCAAGGUGGUGCACGGCAAUAUCAAGUUACCUCCGCCUAGAGAUGGAGAUGAAAGUACAGUCAGUUGCCUUGGAUGGGGACUGAACUUCAUCGAUGCAGAGAGGGUCAAGAAGAGGACUGGGGAGUCUCAGAGCGGCAAAGGUUCGGCCAAGAAGGAUCUCAGCAACCUUACGACCGAGGACUGGGACGCGUUCAAAGACGAAACCAAUCUGGAGGACUUCUUGCAGCGCCAGCCGGACUUCGCAAGCUUGGAUAUUGCGCCAGAUCUUCCUGAUCGAUUGGCCGUUAUGGACACUGAAAGUCUGCUCCCAAAACUUCCUGUUAUACCGCUUCCGCCUGCUAAUCCGAUGAUGCGAUUCAUGCGCCAACCGGUAGAUUCUGGUGCAUUCAGUGCGCAAGCUGAAGUCGAUGGCUUGUUACAUUCCCAGCACUUGCGAGAUCACAACAGUGUAGAUAUGUUUCUCAGAUUUUCAGAAGAGGGCAGCGUGCAUCCGAGCAUCUACGACUCGAUGGAGGCUGUGGACGUUAGACUCCCUCGGGGUUGGAAUCUACAGAGCAAGGUGGUGAUGCAUGCGAGCCAUCCGUAUGCUUGCACGCAUUCGCUUCUCAUGGAAACCAGAUCACCGGCGAAUACUCAGAAGAAGAUCGCAUGGGUACCCCUAACGCUCGGAUUCAUACCCUCAGCGGGCAUCUAUCUCCACCUCAUCGCGGCUAAAACCGCACAACUCCAGAACCUGCUAUCAUAUCUCUCGCACACGCUAAACCGUAUCCACACGUAUUUCAAACAAGCCCAAGAUCUGCCGGGCAAAUUCAUGAUGAACAUCAGCGAAACGCUCGAAGAGCAUAAAGAAGGUAACCUCGUGCAGAACCUGUAUCAUCUCGCUUGCACCGGACACUGCCCUCCGCUCAUCCACGAAUGGCUGGUCGACGAACUGGGCGAGCAGGGCCACAAGCGCUGGGACAAUGCCGUGACGUCUGGCCUUGCUAUUGUCAUCCAACUCCUACACGAGAACUUCCUACCCGCACUGGACCGCUGCUCAAUUAUUAUCUCGCGGCUAAAGGGUCUUGCCGAAUUUCGCGAUCGGGACUGGAUUUUCAGCGGCCCCUUGACAGACUUCACUGCUCUCCUUGACGUGCUGAAAACGAUGAGACUCCUUGCGAAUACGACGUUACUGUACGCUGCGGAUGAAAAACGCUACUUCAACAGCUUCAGCAAGUGGCUAAAGUAUAGCUUCGAGUUCGAGGCCACGGAGCCGGGAAGCCAGUCCCGAACGGAGAUGGAGUCGCAGCCUGCUGGUGUCGAUAUCGGUAUCGUUCUCGAGUACAUCCAGUACGGCAUGUCCAAAUCCGAUGUGCAACCCUACCUUACCAGCGCGAAAGAGAUUCCUGGCGAGGCGACUGACUACGACGAUACCCGUAAGGCGAUCGAGCUCUUACGAGGGGGCGGCAAAUACAAGGCGGAGGCGCUGUGCCUGGAGAAAGUGCUCUUGCAAUUCGGCGGCGGCGUGCGGAAUCUAUUGAAACAAGUGAGCCAGUGGCAGGAAAACAACAUCAGCAUGGACAGUGGCAUCGUGCUCGGCGAGGGCGACGUCGGCGCGCCGCUAGACAUGCGCAUGGUAUCUGAGCCCAACAUAGACGCGAUAUCGACGUACAUUGCCCUUCCCACCGCUACUACACCGAGCCAAUCCCUCACCAUCCAUCGCCACACCCACGACCCCCGCAUAUCCAGCCUCCCAUCCUCCCUACGAGCCUCAUUCACAACAGCUCUCAAAGCAGUAUCUCAUGGCAUCCUCGACGCCAAGUUCGCAGACGAUUCGACGCUCCUGCUCCUCCUACAAUCUACCGAUGCCGCCAAAACCUGCUCCAUCGUAUCGCUCGCAUACACCCCUGCCGGCAACGAAUCGCUCGCCACGAAAGCUGACCAAGUCGUCGCGUACUCGCCUAUUCCUUCAAGUACUAUCAAGUCUGCUAUGCUACCUGCAGGUCAUGCUCUAUCUAGUUCGGCACACCACACCAUCGAGCUUUCUGCUGAGAUGGUUUCGAAACACACGCGGCACGUGUUCGAGGGGCGUUUCACGCCGUUGAGAUUGGUGGUUAAUGGGAGGAAGGGUAGGAGGGUGGUGGUCGUGCUGGGGAGCGAUAAGAAGCAUUAUCGGGUUCUUGAUUUGGACUUCACUGAGAAGAGAGGAGGGGAGAAAGGGGAGGGGGAGGAGGAGAGCAGCGACGAGGACAACGAUGUUGAGAUGGGUGGGGCGUAG
Messenger RNA from Paraphaeosphaeria sporulosa, 2834 nucleotides. RefSeq lists its product as uncharacterized. Gene Ontology annotation, biological process: anaphase-promoting complex-dependent catabolic process; positive regulation of mitotic metaphase/anaphase transition; protein K11-linked ubiquitination. The record is from RefSeq and is a predicted model, not a curated record. Gene Ontology annotation, cellular component: nuclear periphery; anaphase-promoting complex. The coding region runs from base 294 to 2834 and encodes 846 amino acids. Lineage: Eukaryota; Fungi; Ascomycota; Dothideomycetes; Pleosporales; Didymosphaeriaceae. The transcript is spliced from 2 exons.